AUGAUUCAUACAAUUGACCCACUGGGAGAAGCUAAAGUUCAAGAUAAGGCACUAAAGCUCCAUGCCGUUGCGACGUUGAAUGUGGUAUUGGAUGCUGAAUCUACAGCAGAGGAAACUCCAGUUAAAGAGGAGAUCCUUAAAGAAAUCAAAGAAGUUAAGGACCCGUCCAUCCACGCAAUAUCAAAUGGCAAGAUAGCUCUAGAUGAACGAGCUGCGACUACCGAGUCGCCCUCCCAGUGCACAGAAACAGGAAGUCAAGAGACUCAACUCACUAAUACAGGCUCCCUGGAGACCCGGUCAAAUGUGGACAUACCAAUUGCUGCCAACAGCCCUGUUGGUGCCUCUACAAGUACUAACACUUGUGCCACCACCCCUGAAACUCAACAACCUUCACCACAACCAAAAGAAUCACAUUCCCCAGUACCAGAAGAGAAACCUAUUCAGAAAGAAACUUCAGCUACAAUUGCUGUUCCGGCAGUUGAAUUGGAGGAGCCUGAAGAACCUUUGGACAUUAGCUGGCCAAAGGAAAAUAAAAAGAGGAUCUCAUAUCUUCUUUUAGCUCCAAUUAUGUUCACUCUUUGGCUGUGUCUACCAGAUGUCAGGAGACCUGACAAGAAAAAAUUUUUCCCCAUUACAUUUUUGGGUAGCAUUAUAUGGAUUGCUAUCUUUUCAUACUUAAUGGUAUGGUGGGCUGAUAGCUCAGGGACAGCCAUUAAUGUAGAAGAAUCGGUGAUGGGUUUGACCAUCCUUGCUGCAGGUACCAGUAUUCCUGAUCUCAUCACCAGUGUCAUUGUUGCUAAAAAAGGAUUUGGCGACAUGGCUGUUUCCAGUUCAGUUGGAAGCAAUAUAUUUGAUAUAACUGUAGGAUUACCAUUUCCAUGGCUCCUGAAAGGAAUCAUAAGCCAAGCACCCAUUGAAACACAUUAUGGACAGAUAUUCUUAGACUCUGUAGUUUUUUAUCUUCUUUUUCUCUCUAUUGUUAAUCCAUCUUCUUUCAAAUGCAUAAUUUCUCUUUCUCCCUUUUUAUUCACAUUUAAGCUUCAAGAGAGAAAUUAG
Acanthosepion pharaonis is the source of this 1056-nucleotide messenger RNA. The record is from the annotation of a GenBank genome assembly. Lineage: Eukaryota; Metazoa; Mollusca; Cephalopoda; Sepiida; Sepiidae.